AUGAAAAACAUAUUACUAAUAUCUCUGUUAAUUUGUUUUUCCUAAGGUUGUUCAUUACUAAUCCAAAAAUUCGAAGUACCAAAAGAGGUUAUUCUAAUUCAAUCAGAAUGCCAUUUAAAAGAGAUAAUUGAAGUGGCCACAGAUAGAAUUAUAGACAUGACACAUAUUUCUGAGUCUUAAGUAAUGAUAGAUGCCUCUUAAAUAAAUGAGGAGAAUGAUUACUUACUAAAAUUGAGAGAUAAAAAUCAUAAAUAUAAAGAGAUGAAGGUAAGGAUAGUAUAAAAUACUGACAAAUUGUAAUAAAUAUAAGAAAAAUUAAAUUAAAAGGAAAUAAAGCAUGAUUAUUAAAUAGCAGUUGAUAAUUUGAUGUCAGAUGUAUUUUGGGGUAUAAUCAAAGGUAUUGUAUUAUUAUUAUUUUGA
This is a messenger RNA of Paramecium pentaurelia, 420 nucleotides long. NCBI's taxonomy places the organism in Eukaryota, Ciliophora, Oligohymenophorea, Peniculida, Parameciidae. The record is from the annotation of a GenBank genome assembly.